Molecule: messenger RNA, 2519 nt
Organism: Mus pahari (shrew mouse)
Lineage: Eukaryota; Metazoa; Chordata; Mammalia; Rodentia; Muridae
Product: protocadherin beta-6
Biological process (GO): homophilic cell-cell adhesion
Cellular component (GO): plasma membrane
Molecular function (GO): calcium ion binding
Source: RefSeq, a predicted model, not a curated record
UGUUUCACGGAAAAGAGGGGUAUUUACAUAAGUUCCAGGGGAAAGGACUCCUGAAAGCAAUUCAGUAAGGUUUAUUCGAGGUCAUUUCACCAAAACAUCUGUGUGACUGAAACCGACAAGAUUUAGAAGCACUGCUCUUUGGAUCAUAGCUCGACAAUGGAGACAACCCUAGCAAAAACGCCAGAGAAAAGGCAAGUGGUUUUUCUUGCUAUAUUGUUUCUAUUAUGGGAGGUUGGUUCUGAGGCAAUUAGAUAUUCCAUGCCAGAAGAAAUGGAGAGUGGUUACUUGGUAGCUCACUUGGCAAAAGAUCUGGGCUUCAGCGUAGGGGAACUGGCCACUAGAGGGGCUCGAGUCCAUCACAGAGGAAACAAAGACCUCUUGCAGCUAGAUGUAGAGACAGGGAAUUUGCUCCUGAAGGAAAAACCAGAUCGCGAAGCACUGUGUGGGGCAACAGAACCCUGUGUGCUGUACUUCCAGAUCAUACUGGAAAACCCUGUGCAGUUCUUUCAAACAGAUUUGCAGCUCACAGAUAUAAACGACCAUUCUCCAGAGUUCCCUGACACAGAAAUGGUCCUAAAAAUUCAAGAAAUUGCCCAGCCAGGAACUGUGUUUCUUCUGAAGGCAGCUCAGGACUCUGACAUAGGAAGCAACGCUGUUCAGAACUACACAGUCAGUGCCAACCUCCAUUUUCAUGUCGUAACUCUCAGUCGCACAGAUGGCAGGAAAUACCCAGAGCUGGUGCUGGACAGAGCCCUGGACAGGGAGGAGCAGCCUGAGCUCACUUUAAUCCUCACUGCUCUGGAUGGGGGUGCUCCGCCCAAGUCUGGGACCACCACAGUUCGAAUUGAAGUCCUGGACAUCAAUGAUAAUGCCCCCCAGUUCUUACAGUCACUCUAUGCGGUGGAGGUCCCUGAGAACAGCCCCCUCAAUGCCUUAGUUGUCACAGUCUCUGCCAGAGAUUUAGAUGCUGGCAUACAUGGCAAUGUAGCCUAUUCUCUGUUUCAAGGCGGGGGAGGUCCUCAGCCAUUUGUAAUAGAUGAAAUCACAGGAGAGAUUCGUCUUAAAGGGGCACUGGAUUUUGAAGCAACUUCAUAUUAUACCAUGGAGAUUGUAGCCUCAGACAGUGGCGGUCUUUCAGGAAAAUGCACUGUAGCUAUCCAGGUGUUGGAUGUGAAUGACAAUGCCCCCAAACUCAUCAUAUCUUCACUCACUAGUUCCAUCCCAGAAAAUGCUCCUGAGGCUGUAGUUGCUGUUUUCAGUGUCUCUGACCCAGAUUCUGGGGAUAAUGGAAGGAUGGUGUGUUCUAUUCAGAAUGAACUUCCAUUUCUUUUGAAGCCUACAUUCGAAAAUUACUACACUUUAGUGGCAGAAGGGCCACUGGACAGAGAGAACAGAGAAGAGUACAACAUCACCAUCAUAGUCUCCGAUCUGGGCACACCCAGGCUCACAACCCAGCACACCAUAACAGUGCAGGUGGUGGACAUCAAUGACAAUGCCCCUACCUUCACCCAAACCUCCUACACCUUGUUUGUGCAAGAGAACAACAGCCCCGCCCUGCACAUAGGCACCAUCAGUGCCACAGACUCAGACUCUGGCACCAAUGCCCACAUCACCUACUCGCUGCUGCAGCCCCACGACCUCCAGCUGGCCCUUGCCUCACUGGUCUCCAUCAAUGCAGAUAACGGACAGCUGUUCGCUCUCAGGGCAAUGGACUAUGAGGCCCUGCAGGCCUUUGAAUUUCAUGUAAGUGCUACAGAUGGAGGCUCACCUGCGCUCAGCAGCCAGGCUCUGGUGCGUGUGGUGGUGCUGGAUGACAAUGACAAUGCACCCUUUGUGCUCUACCCGAUGCAGAACGCCUCUGUGCCCUGCACUGAGCUGCUGCCCAGGGCGGCAGAGCCUGGUUACCUGGUGACCAAAGUGGUGGCAGUGGACUUUGACUCUGGCCAGAAUGCUUGGUUGUCAUUCCAGUUGCUCAAGGCCACGGAACCCGGACUGUUUAGUGUGUGGGCGCACAAUGGCGAGGUGCGCACCACCAGGCUGCUGAGUGAACGAGAUGCACCCAAGCACAGGCUGCUGUUGCUGGUCAAGGAUAAUGGAGAGCCUCAGCGUUCUGUCAGUGUCACUCUUCAUGUGCUGCUAGUGGAUGGCUUCUCUCUGCCCUACCUGCCUCUGCCAGAGGUGCGGCAGGACUCUUCACAGGAAGAAGACUUGCUCACACUGUACCUGGUUGUUGCCUUGGCAUCUGUGUCUUCUCUCUUCCUCCUGUCUGUGCUGUUGUUCGUGGGGGUGAGGCUGUGCAGGAGGGCCAGGGAGACCUCUCUGGGUGCCUGCUCUGUUCCUGAGGGGCACUUUCCUGGCCACUUAGUGGACGUCAGCGGUAUGGGGACUCUGUCCCAGAGCUAUCAGUAUGAGGUGUGUCUGAGCGGAGACUCUGGGACAACAGAUUUCCAAUUCCUGAACAUUAUUCGCAAUAGUGUCCUUCAGGAAUCUAACUAAAUUUCAGUGUUAGGAUCACCCAG